AACACUGUUCCGGUCUCCAGCUGUGUGAUAAAAAAAUAAUUAAAAUCAGAAUCAGUAUUAAAAAGCACCUUAUUCCAAAUCAAUCAAGAGCUAAAUCAAAACAUAAACUCCUUUAUCAAGAUUAAAUCGAAGGAAAACCAGCGGUAUUCGCUACACCGAGUUUGAGGCUGCCAUGGUUUAGUAGUAACCCGAACUUUUAUCAUUUCCGAGGGAGCCGACCGGCAAACGUCGCCAAAAUGAAACUGAAACGCUGGCGGCACAAGCGUAAAUAAUCACUUGCCACGAGAUAAACGUCAGGAGACAGUCGGUGUCAGUCCAACCAGAAAAUAAACACAAUUCUCUUGAGCAAAAUCUGCGAGGAGCCGCAGAAUCAUGCUAGGUCGCGGCCAGAAGCUGCUGCUGGGCAUUGCCAUACUGAUACUAGUCGAUGUAGUCUGGGUCUCAUCCAGCGAGCUGACAAAGUUUCUGUACAGUGAGGCCAAGUUCGACAAGCCUUUCUUCUGCACUUACUUCAAAACCUCCAUGUUCAGUAUUUAUCUUUUGGUCAUAGGCAUCCUAGCACCCUGGAAGGAGUCCUGUGAGCGGCAGAAUGGAAACUAUGCGAUGAUGGAGCAGAACGCGGACGACGAGAACUACUACUCCAACCAGGCUGUUUUGGGCGACCCCACUUAUGUGCCCAUCAGAUCGCCGCAUUUGGGGACCGCAGCCAACGGUAAUGGCAGCACCAAUUCUCUGUCCGGUAGCGAGAGCGAUGAUACCAGCGUGCGUAGCGUACGCUUCAGCAAGAUGGCCGAGGUCAGGGAAAUGUCUGCCCACGAGGCAACCGACGCCCUAAUGGCCAGACUCUCCUAUGCCGCCAGUCUGCGAAUUAGGAGACAGAAAACGCACCACAAAACGGCCAAGACAGCGCUGCUAUUCUGCCUGCUCUGGUUUGUGGCCAAUUACUUUUUCCAGUUGGCCCUGGAAAUGGACGAAGCGGCCAUGAUAACGCUCGUUAGCUCUACGUCGUCAUUUUUUAUUAUCUGCCUGGCAGCUGUGUUCCCCUCGGCCACGGGGGACAAGCUGACCAUUACCAAAGUAAUUGCAGUUGCCCUGAACAUUGGCGGCGUUGUGGCCAUAACCAUGAACGAUCUGCAUGACACAAAGAUGACGAGAGGCGUCCUCCUGGCCCUGUUUAGUGCGUUCUUCUAUGCCGCCUAUCUAGUUUUCGUAAAGCGAAAAAGCGAUACGGAGGAAAAGGUCGAUAUACCUUUGUUUUUCGGCUUUGUGGGUCUAUGGAAUCUUUUGCUUUUGUGGCCAAUCUUUUUCAUACUCCACAUCACCAAGAUCGAAACUUUUGAGCUGCCCAGCCAAGGGCAGUUCGCUUUGCUGUUUCUGAAUGGCCUAAUUGGCACGGUGCUUGCUGAAGCCUUGUGGCUGUGGGGCUGUUUUUUAACCUCCUCGCUGAUUGGCACACUGGCCAUGUCACUGCAGAUUCCGCUGGCCAUCUUGUUCGAUGUUCUGCUUAAGAACAAGCCGUAUUCGCCGAUGUUCUACAUGGGCUCGAUUCCGAUAUUCAUAGCCUUGGUUCUCGUCUCCAUGCUGAUGCGAAAUGAUGACUCCGAUCCGCUAAUGAAGCUCUUUAAAGUUAUAUAUAGAAAAGUCUGCCGUUGCCAUAAGCCGAACAUUGUCAGAGUCAACGAUGAGGAGCAGCAAGAGUCUCUGAUUAACAACAGCGAUUAAGGAGGCUAUUUUGUAAAAAUCGCUCUUCUACACACACUUUGAAUGUUGCUCAUUGCAAUGCAAUCUAAAACUUGGCUGUUCACGAGUUCGUUUCGAAUCGUUCUUUAAUCUGUAGGGACAACUCAUGCACAACUCUCCUCAUUUCUCAUAUGUGCAUUUUUUCCGUUGGAUAUUAGGUUGCGAUUUAACGUACAACUAUUUAUUAUAAUCUUACUCUAGUGUAUUCUCUGUAAAUAGACUUAGCUCCUACGAAUACCGUUUAUCUA
Messenger RNA from Drosophila serrata, 1988 nucleotides. Its product is annotated as solute carrier family 35 member F5. Gene Ontology annotation, cellular component: membrane. The record is from RefSeq and is a predicted model, not a curated record. NCBI's taxonomy places the organism in Eukaryota, Metazoa, Arthropoda, Insecta, Diptera, Drosophilidae.